AUGGCAUUGCAUGCUGCAUACCUCUUUAUCGCAGCCACCCUUACUGCUCUCUACGUGGUUCGCUGCAUCCGACAACGAAAUGCCUUCGACAAGCAGGCGCAGCAACUCGGCUGUGAGCCGCUCACUCUGGCCUUUAACAAGCUGCCAUUCGGACUCGACCGCAAAUGGCAAAUCGUGACGCACAGGGGAAACAUCCUCGACGACCUCAUCACCACCCGCUUCGCCGAGCUCGGCUGCUACAUCUACACGGACAACCAAUGGGGCUGUCCGCCCAUCAUCUGCGCCGAACCGGCCACCAUGAAGGCCGUCCUGAGCACCAAGUUCCGGGACUGGGACAUGGAUAGCAAUCGCUACCCGGCCCUCGGCCCUUGGCUCGGUCGCGGCGUCCUGGUCAGCAGCCACCAAGGCAAGGGCAGCCUCUGGGCGACGGCGCGGGCGCUUCUCCGUCCCAUCUUCGCCAACGCGGCCACCUACGACUACUCGCUCGUUGAGAAGAGCGUCGCCGACUUUGUGUCUGCCGUGGGCCAUGUCGGCGAGAAAGGUGCCCCGACGACGACGGACAUCUUGCCGCUCAUUCGCCGCCUCAAUAUCGACAUCAUCUUGACUGUCUUUUGUGGCGGCAGCAUCAGUGAGCUCAAGCCUGCUUCCGCUGGCGUCGGUGCAGGCCCGCAGACGAGGUCGGUCCUGGAGGAGGCGUUUGACGUCAUCGAACCCAUCGCCGGACUGAGGCUGCAGACGGGAGGGCUUUACUGGAUGUUCACCUCGAAGCCAUUCCGAGCCGCCUGCGAUACCUUCUCGGAGCUUGCCAACGGGUGGAUCAACCAGGCACUUUCCAAGACGGACGAGAAGCCUGCUUCGCAGCGAGACUCGGGCGAUGCUGCCGAGAAAGAAAGAAGCUUCACCGAGGCGCUGGUGUCCAGCACCGGUGACCGCGAGCUGCUACGCGACAUCCUCGUGCAGCUGCUCUUCGCCGGCAUCGACACGUCCACCAGCAUGCUCUCCUUUGCCAUCCUGGAACUCGGCCGGCACCCGCGCGCGUGGGCUCGACUCCGCGCCGAGCUGGCGUCCCACGACCUUUUAUUCGGCCCGCCGACAUCCGCGCAGCUCAAGGAGUGCACCUUUCUGCAAAACGUCAUCCGGGAGACGCUGCGGCUGUACCCGCCGGUGCCGAUCAACUCGCGCGAGGCCGUGCGGGACACGGUGCUGCCGACGGGCGGCGGUGCGGACGGGGCCAGCCCGGUGCUGGUGCGCAGGGGUACGUCGCUCAAGUACAGCCCGUACGUGAUGCAUCGCCGAAGCGACCUGUACGGGCCGGACGCGCUGGAGUGGAACCCGGACCGGUGGCUGACUCGCACGCCGGGCUGGGACUACCUGCCCUUCAACGGCGGGCCGCGCGUCUGCAUAGGCCAGAAGUUUGCUCUCGGCAGCGGUCCGUAUGUGCUGGCGAGGCUCGCGCAGCAGUUCGAUACAUGCGAGGCCGUGCUGACUGCAGGACCAAUCGAGUCCAAGCUCGGAGCGGUGCUGAUUCCCGUUGGCGGUGUGCCUGUCUCGCUCUCUAAUUCUCGAGGUUAA
Messenger RNA from Cordyceps fumosorosea ARSEF 2679, 1572 nucleotides. Its product is annotated as Cytochrome P450. The coding region runs from base 1 to 1572 and encodes 523 amino acids. The transcript is spliced from 2 exons. Lineage: Eukaryota; Fungi; Ascomycota; Sordariomycetes; Hypocreales; Cordycipitaceae. Gene Ontology annotation, molecular function: heme binding; iron ion binding; oxidoreductase activity, acting on paired donors, with incorporation or reduction of molecular oxygen. The record is from RefSeq and is a predicted model, not a curated record.